AUGCAGAUGCGAUUCCUGCGCAGGAUCAAAGAGAAGCAAAAAAAGAGAAACCACAUAUGGAACUCCAUAAUAAGGAAUAACCCAAACGUAAGACCAGCUAAAACUGUGAUAGAGGAAAAUCGAUUGAGAUGGUUUGGCAAUAUCUUUCGAAUUCCAGAGAAAGUAAAGUUGAGGGAAGAAGACCUCAGUGAAGGCCCAGGAAGACUUGGAAGGUCGGUCUCAAAGAGGCCUUUGACAGAAGGGAUAAUGACUGGUGGAGGUGGCCGGCAGUUGGCCGAGAAUCGAAAAAGUAUCGCCCGAUUGGCCUUGUCCUGUCUCUGGGAUGUGCCCAACGACUUAACAUUAGGCACAUCCCAGAAACAGAGCAUGCCAACCAGAAAGGUUGACAUUUUUCCGAUAAAGCUUGACGCUUUCUUUUUCCUUUCAGCGGUUUCGUACAUGUAUAAUUUCAUGUAGUACUCAUUUCAUGUAAUCUGUAUAAAUUAUUUUGACAAAAAGCAAACAGACUUAAUUAAUAUUUAAGGAUUUUGAAAUUCUUCGCAGUAUAUUUCAAAUCACCAAAGGAUACCUUCAACUUUCAGCAAAAAUCUAUUUCGAUAAUCGGUUUUCAAUACAUUCGAUGAAAAUUAAACCAUAUUCCAUGUGAAUGUCACAGAAACAUUAUCUAAACGAAUGCACAUGACAUAUUAGCAUAUUUUUUAAGAAUUUAUAAACUCCGGAAUCUUUCAAUGUUUUCAACAAUUAUUUUGUAUCUACUGUAAAGGGCUUAGAUUUAAGUUUUAUAGUUUAGCGUUUUAGUUAUUGAUAAACUGAUGCUGGUUGACCACAGCUUAAGAGAUCUUGGUUCUUAGUGGAAGAAAUAUAUAAACCAAGCAAUUGGUUAUUCUCGUAAGGUAUCCCGAAUUUUGACCCGAUUUUGAAAGCCUUCUUCAGGGGUAUAGGAAACAACAUGAAUAACAAGUUAGCAUAAGAAAUAAAUAAUAGCUAAUAUAUAUUUUUCAUUUGUAUGAUCUUUUUAAUAGUAUCAUACACAAGCUCCUGUUACAUUUACAUUUUUUUUUUUACUAUAUUUACUUUAGAAGUCUAGCAUUAAUGUAUUUUCACUAUGUUUAUUUAUGAUCUACCAUUCUGUUCUUGAAAAUAUCAUUCUGAUCAUAUGUAUAAAUAAUUGUUUCAACUAGGGACACUGAUAAGAGAAUCAUUUAAUUCUAUAAAUUAAUAUAAUUUAUUUGAACAACAUUACUGACUUUUUAAAAAUAUAUAUUUAUUCUUCUAAGAAAUGUUUCUAUUCUAUUGUAAAAUAAAAAAAUAUAACUUUUAAAUUUAAUAAAUUAUAAUAAUCAUAAUACUGAAACAAAUUACUCUAUCAAACAGGUACUAUGAUUUUUUUUUCAUAAUUUAAAAAGCAUUUAAAUUCUUAAAACGAAAUUUUACUUUCUUUAAAUGUACCAAACAUUACCUUCUAAAUUACAGUUAUUUUUUAUCUUGAAAAUAAUUAACUACAUCAUGACAUAGUUUUAGUUUCUUCUUAACUUUUUUUAACAUGUUUAAAAUAUUCUUUCUUGUUUUGCAUUUUUUUUUUCAGUUGUAACUGUUUCACAAAAUAUUUCAAAACCAGUUUUUUUAAAAGUAUUACAUGUUUUGAAAGAGAAAAAUAAAUUAACUGGUUUAUUUACUUUUCUCUUUCAAAUUUUUCUCUUAUUUUAUAUUAUAUACAAUUAACCUUCUGACUAAAUAUUGUUCAAUUUUCUUUAAAUUAAUGCAUAUAUUCCCAUUGCACUUUUGAUCAUAUAUAUUUCUAAAAUGAACAAACAAUGUUAUUUAAUUUUACUUCUAAUUGAAGGCUUCUUACAUUUUUACAUUCUUUAAAUGUACUAAAUAUUUGCCUUCUGAAUUACAGUCAUGUUUUUAGCUUGAAAAUAAUCAACCAUGUCAUGGCAUAGUUUUAGUUUCUACUUUACCUUUUCUAACAUGAUUAAAAUAUUCUUUCUAGUUUUGAAUUUCUUCUUUCGGUAUAAUAGUCUCACAAAAUAUUUCAAAAUGAGUUUUUUAAAAGCAUUAACAUGUUUUGAAAGAGAAAAAUAAAUAAAUAUUGUUCAAUUUUCUUUUAAAUAAUGCAUAUAUAUUGUUUUUAUUCUAUUGUAAAAUAAAAAAUAUAACUUUUAAAUUUGAUAAAUUAUAAUAAUCAUAAUAUUGAAACAAAAUAUUCUAUAAAACAGGUACUAUGAUUUUUUUUUCAUAAUUUAAAAAUCUUAUUAAUUUCAUAAUGAUUUUAUGGUAACUUCAGAAUUUAUUUUCAUAACAAAAUUUUUUAUAUUUAUAUUUUCAAUUCUUUUUUCAAUAUUAAAAAAAAUAUCUUCUUUCUUCUUCUUUCUUCUAUUAAAUGUAGAGUAGCCAUUAAGGUCCUUUUAAAAGUAUUCCUUAUAACUAGCUCAAUAUUUACUCCCCGCAAUGCAACAGUUCAAAAAAUAAAUUUUAGUACUGUUCCAGGGCGAAUGAGUGUCCCCUGAAUAGAAGAAUUCUUAUAUUUUUAAAUUCUUUAAAUGUACAAAAUAUUUCCUUCUGAAUUAAUUAUUUUUUUAGUUUGAAAAUAUUUAACUACAUCAUGAUAUAGUUUUAGUUUAUACUUAACCUUUUCUUACUUGAUUAAAAUAUUCUUUCUUGUUUUUAAUUUCUUUUUUCAGUUGUAACUGUCUCACAAAAUAUUUCAAAAUGAGUUCUUUUAAAAGCAUUAACAUGUUUUGAAAUAGAAAAGAAAUAUAUCAGUUAUGCUUUCUAUUAUAUUUAAUUAACCUCCUGAUUAAAUAUUGUUCAAUUUUCAUUUAAAUAAUACAUAAUAUAUUUACAUUGCAUUUGUGAUCAAAUAUAUUUUUAAAAUGAACAAACAAUGUUAUUUAAUUUUACCUCUAAUUGAAGGCUUGUUAUAUUUUUACAUUCUUUAAAUGUACCAAAUAUUGCCUUCUAAUUUACAGUUAUUUUUUAUCUUGAAAAUAAUUAACUACAUCAUGAUAUAGUUUUAGUUUCUACUUAACUUUUUCUUACAUAUUUAAAAUAUUCUUUCUUAUUUUGAAUUUCUUUUUUCAGUUGUAACUGUUUCACAAAAUAUUUCAAAACAAGUUUUUUAAAAGUAUUACAUGCUUUGAAAGAGAAAAAUAAAUAAAUCAGUUAUAUUUUCUAUUAUAAAUAAUUAACCUUCUGACUAAAUAUUGUUCAAUUUUCUUAUAAUUAAUGCAUAUAUUCACAUUAAACUUUUGAUCAUAUAUAUUUCUAAAAUGAACAAACAAUGUUAUUUAAUUUUACCUGUAAUUGAAGGCUUCUUACAUUUUUACAUUCGUAAAAUGUACUAAAUAUUUGCCUUCUGAAUUACAGUCAUGUUUUUAGCUUGAAAAUAAUCAACCAUGACAUGACAUAGUUUUAGUUUCUACUUUACCUUUUCUAACAUGAUUAAAAUAUUCUUUCUUGUUUUGAAUUUCUUUUUUCGGUUAUAAUAGUCUCACAAAAUAUUUCAAAAUGGGUUUUUUAAAAGUAUUAACAUGUUUUGAAAGAGGAAAAUAAAUAAAACAGUUAUGUCUUCUAUUAUUAUUAUUAUUAACCUUCUGACUAAAUAUUGUUCAAUUUUCUUUUAAAUAAUGCAUAUAUUCACAUUGCACUUUUGAUCAUAUAUAUUUCUAAAAUGAACAAACAAUGUUAUUUAAUUUUACCUCUAAUUGAAAGCUUCUUACAUUUUUACAUUCUUUAAAUACCUUCUGAAUAACCAUGUCAUGGAAUAGUUUUAGUUUCUACUUUACCUUUUCUAACAUGAUUAAAAUAUUCUUUCUUGUUUUGAAUUUCUUUUUUCGGUUGUAAUAUUUCAAAAUGUUUCUUUUAAAGUAUUAACAUGCUUUGAGAGAGAAAAGAAAUAUAUCUAGUUUUGAAUUUCUUUUUUCAAUUUUCUUUAAAUUAAUGCAUAUAUUCCCAUUGCAUUUUUGAUCAAAUAUAUUUUUAAAAUGAGCAAGCAAUGUUAUUUUAUUUUAAUACGAUUAAUAAAUCAAUUUUAAUAAUAUAAAAAACUUUGAUUAAUAUAAUUAAUGUAUCAAUUUCAAUAAUAUAAAACUUUAAUUAGUAUAAUUAAUGAAUCAAUUUAAAUUAUAUAAAAGCUUUAAAUAUAUGGUCAUCUUGAAUACAAUGAUUUCUUAAUUUUAGUAGUGGCUAAUGUCCUCUCUAUACUUCACUAUUUCUUUUAAAUUUUAAACAAUCAAGUCUUAUAAUAUUAAACUAUUGUUUAAUAAAUGCAUAUUACUAUAGGUAUUUAUUAUUGUUUAAUAUUUGUAAUUCUUGCAAUGUUGUCUCUUUAUGCACAGCAAUUUAUAAAAUAUAUUUUUAUGAAGUAACAAAACAAACAUUUAAAAUAAAUUAGGUACAUGAUAGAUGUUAAAAUAAUGAACUAUGAAAAUAUGUGUACUUAAUGGAGUAUAUAUUGCAAAUUAAAAAUAAUAUUUAAUAGGAAAACUGUUUAAUAAUAUAAAUGUUGUUUGAUUUUAAGACUGGAAAGGUUCCCGGGGCAGGUUAAGUUGCUAGAAUGAAAGAUGAUAAGAAAUGAUAAGAAAUUUCCAGUGGGCCAAUAGAGUGCACCCAGUCUGUUACUGUGUACAGUACAGAAGAACGGCUGUUGCUGUUGAUAUGCUCCUAUGCUAUAGGAGGUCUAUAGAAACAACAUUGCAAGAUUUUAAAUACUAAACAAUAAUAAAUAUAUUAAUAUGAAUUUAUUAAUUAAUUAUGCUCCUAUAGUUUAUUAAUUUAUUAUGCUCCUAUGCUAUAGGAGCCCUAACUCACCACAAGUUGUAGUGCCGGAAGGAAGAAAAGAAGGAAGGAAUCUAACAGGAAACAUAUAAUUUAACCACAAGUAUUUUAUAAAAUGAUCUUUAUCACUGCUAUUUAAAAAAUAAAAAUACACCAGUCAAAUGUAAAAGAACCUUAGCUCACAAGUCAUUGGCAUACAAACACAAUAAACAUGCCAUUUUUAUAUGAAAGAAAAGAACACUAAGAAGGGUCUAGUUCCAUCCACCAGUACCUGUACCAUAAUUCGCCUCACAAAGAUUUAUCAGACAUAGUUCAGUAAUUUAACUAGUAGCAAAACUUGGAGACUAUUUGGUUUACUGUAAGAAACGAUAUUGAUUAUCAAACGUAUAUGAUUAUAUAGCUUAUCAUUAUUGUGAAUAAAAAUGAACGUAGAAUACUUCAAGUCGUAAGUCGACACUAUGAAUAAUAAUGAACUAGCCUUUCUUGAACAAACUUAACUGAGUCUUUCUAGCCUAGACGGUAUGUUAUAAAUUUGACUUAAAUACCUCUCUUCGAAAGGUUUAAUCAUAGGAAAAAGCAUUUCAUAUUUUAUAAACCCCUCCGAGGCGUCUGAAAAGAAGAUGGCCUCGUGAUCUACUUACGUAAAUAUAUUAUUAGAGCGCUACCAAUGGGUAGUUUCUCAACAAGCGUUUUCAUGUGAUUGUAUUAUUACUGUGUGCUGAUUUACUAGUUUAUUUUUUUAUAAUACAGUUGUAAAUAUCAAUGAAUAAAAAUAAAAAAUAUUUUAUAAAUAGCGUUUUCAAAAUUAACAAGAUAAUUUAAGAAAGGCAUUUUUGCGACCAGGAAAAAUGUGCCUAAAUGCCCUUAAACUCUUUUAAAAAAAAUUAAUUUUAAUUAUUUAUUUAUGAUAUUUACAGCUGUAUUAAGAAUUAAAAUACAUUUAGUAAAUUUGAUAACUGAAAACAAUAACAUGAAAUAACUUGUUGAGAAACUACCAACUAGUAGCAAUCGUAACAAAAAAAAUGUAUUUACAAUAGGAGAUCUUCUUUUCAGACGCCUCGGAGGGUUACCAAGGAUAGAAGAGAAAGCAAGGUUAGAAACAAGAGGGUUCGGAUGGUUCAGAAGUUUAUUAUGGAAGAAAUCUGGAUGGAGUUUAAUCGGAAAUAAAUGGUACAUUAAGGUCGUUAUGGAUUUUAUUUGUAAUAAAGUAAGCAGCAGGAUUUUAAGAAUGCGAGAGGAAUUUGAUGGUUUAAAAUAAAAUAUAGAAAACUAUUAUUUAUAAAAAAGAUAGGUUGGUAGAGGUAAGAAGGUGUCUUUCUUUGCAAUCCAACAACUAAACAAGAGAACGAAACUGAGAUAUUUGCAAGAAUUGUAGUUUUUUUAACUUACAAGAUAUUUCUUAUUUAUUUAUUUAAAUAUUUAACUUUUGCAUUGUUAUAUUAUCACCAUAUCUCGUAUAUCAAUAAAUAGGUUAAAGAAUGAAGGCGUGUUAUUUUAAAAUCAUCCCUUUAAGUAUAUAAAAUAUUAAUAUGGACUAUCGAUAUGGAUAUAGGUAGUUGAAACUAUCGAUAUAUAGAUAAUACUAUCGACUAUCGCCCAUUCAUUAUUUUUUAUUUUAUUAUUAGGAUUAUUUUAUUGGUAACAAAGUAAGGAGCAUUGAGGAUUUUCUGAAGGAUUUUGGAUUGUAAGGAUUGGAUUCGUAAGGAUGGGUUUCUCUUAAACUUAAUGCGCGGAAAAACAAACAGCAACAAUUAAGCUCCACGCCUAGAGUAUCAACAAACCAGACUUGCUAACAAACUAUUAUGACGACAGGAGUAUAAAUAAAAUUAUUCAGAUUAAUAUGCAGCCAUAUCUGUCGAAUGAUGGGGGAAAAUACUAGUUAAAAGGGACGCAAAUAUAAUCAUCAGCCAAGAUUAAUUCCAGUGGCAGAAUCUAGACUAAAGACAGGGGCAAUUCCGAAACGAAUCGAUACCGAAAGCAGCAACAUAACCAACAAAGCUCAGAAGAUCCGAGAGAAUAAAAAGACACCUUCACGGUUACUUGAAGGGGUAUUUAACUUAAUAAAGUAAUCAAGCAUUUCAGCGACUCGGUUAAAUCAUUAAAACCAUGGCCCAAUUUUUCGCAGAAAAGUAUGAAUUCAAGUAUUGGGUUGUUGAAGUAGGUGCCGGUUAUUCUUGAAUAGAAAGCUAUAACUAAAAAAAUCCUUGAUUUCUAAUAAAUUAAUAAUUGCUUCACUAUAAAUUAGACAAAAUUUACUUCAAAUAAAACUAGAGUUUGUCAUUGAUAAAACCAUUCAAAGAGGAGUUUCGUGCGGCUAAACUAACCUAAGUUCUGUUUUAAAAAAAAAUUAAUUAUUCGCGAUUUUUUUUAUCAUCCUACAACUAUGCUACAGAUACCCCACCUUCAGAAAAAACUCCCUUGUUCAAUAAGCUCCAUAUUGUUGUCCAUAUUAAUUAAAUUGAGGUUUGUCACGAAAUAAAUUGAGAUUCGCUUAUUAUGAUUGGAAACAUUUAGUCACUUAUAAAUACGGAUCAAUUUCUAUUUCAAGAUUAUAUUAUUAUUAUU
Nezara viridula (southern green stink bug) is the source of this 7344-nucleotide messenger RNA. The record is from the annotation of a GenBank genome assembly. NCBI's taxonomy places the organism in Eukaryota, Metazoa, Arthropoda, Insecta, Hemiptera, Pentatomidae.